Trichophyton verrucosum HKI 0517 is the source of this 294-nucleotide messenger RNA. RefSeq names its product major allergen and cytotoxin AspF1. The record is from RefSeq and is a predicted model, not a curated record. Lineage: Eukaryota; Fungi; Ascomycota; Eurotiomycetes; Onygenales; Arthrodermataceae. The coding region runs from base 1 to 294 and encodes 97 amino acids. The transcript has a single exon.
AUGGUGUCCUUCAAGGCAAUUCUCACCCUCUCCCUGAUUGGCGCUGCAUUUGCAACCCCCAUUGAACAGCGAGCUGCAGAGCCCGUUGAAGACUCUGGCGCAGUUGCAAAUUCCCCUGAAGGAAGUGGCAUGGACCUCGGAGGAACAGACCCAACUGCAGAUGCCAUUGAGGAGCGCGGCCUGCUUGUGAGAAUCAUCCUUCGUCAGCUACUCAAUAACAAACAGUCAGGACUGACAAUUAUAUCCAGCACGUCCAAUGCCAUAACGUGGCUCUCCCGGCCGCCGCGCAGGUAA